This is a messenger RNA of Porites evermanni, 3056 nucleotides long. The record is from the annotation of a GenBank genome assembly. NCBI's taxonomy places the organism in Eukaryota, Metazoa, Cnidaria, Anthozoa, Scleractinia, Poritidae.
UGGAGCUCUUUAAACAAUGACAUUUAUCAGUGGCUUCAGGUUGAUCUUGGGACAUAUACCACAGUGACUCGCAUAGCGACUCAGGGUAGAAGUGAUAUGUACGAAUGGGUUACAAAGUACAGGUUACAGUACAGUGAAGACGGAGUGAACUUCCAUUUUUACAAAGCACUAGCUCAAGAUUCAGCAAAGGUACGCCCAAGUAGUAUUCUUCUCGCCUCAUUUUACGUAAUCCGGAUAAUUCCGGAAUUCGGCAAAUUUUUGCUUAAUCCGUGAUCCGGCAAGACGGUGAUACUUGUGGAAUCCGAAACCCUGUUAAGAGGGUCUCAAUGGGGUGGUGGCCUUUACGGUUAUCGGCUAAAAUUUUGGCUCUUUUACGGCUAUCGGUUAAUUUUUUUCAGUUACGGUUAACGAAAAAGUUAAAAAUUAACUUCUUUUGUUUCAAAAAAUUAAAUAUUAAUUAACCUAUAUUUUUUUUGAAUAAAGGUCUUCGGAUCAUCUCGGGAUGAAAUAAGCUAUUCUUUUGAAAAAUUUUAACAUUUGAUAGAUCAUACUUUUCAUAAAGUAUUCCACUUCUAAUAUUAUUUUACACUUAGAAAUGUCAACAGUCAAUUUAAAAAUAAUCUUUGUGAAAAAGCAAAAGCAGACACGCGAACGCCCAACUCAAGGUCGGGGCGUGACAUUCAUUAUAACAGAAAUGGCCGUUUUCACACUAGAGAAAGAUUAUUCGUGUGAGAUGGGUUAUCCCUUUGAUGAUUCGCGUCAGAUAGCUAAUACGUCUUAGUUUGAAAAGGGAAUAGUUUUAAUUUUGAAUGAACACUCCGCCUGACUUUUGAACACGGGAUUAUCCGUUCCAGAUAACCUGUGUACAGCCGUCCCAUCCACUCAGAAAAUUUCGGAGAAGGGAUGUCUGUGGGGAGGACGCGACUGUACACAUGCUAGUCUCAGACGGAUGAUCCAUUUCUAGCUCUAGUGUGAAAACGGCCAAUAACAAAAUUCCCGUGUCCAGUGUUUUUAAUGAUAGUGAAGGACUGUACGGAACCACUGUCUGCCAUUGCCUUGUCCGUAGGCCGCAUUAUUCCGUGCGGCUAAUGCGUUUCGGGUCACGUGGUCCGAGCGAGUUCGCCGGACUUAAUUAGGUACCUUAAGAAGAUUAUUCAUCCUUUUCGAAACAUCGCUGAUUGCGCGCGUGAAUACGGUCAAACCUCUAUUUAACCGCCUCCUAUUACGCAGUUACUCUCUGUUGCCAAAAUCGUCAGAAAAUCGCUGUAAGUAGAAACUCUGUUAAGCAUUACCUAGGUCUCCUCAUUGAGGGUGGCACCUUACAACUGGCUAGACUGUAUCUUAUCCCACUUAUAGCGGAGCUGUCGCGCGCUUUGGUUGCACCAUCGGUACGAAAAUUUGGUCAGCUAUGCAUCCAAGAAAUUUCGGUUCUGACAAAAUUGUCUGUCCGUACGUCGGUCCGUAGGUACGUACGUCCGGCCCUUCAUGUUAGCGGAUAUGGAAUGUCUUACUUUCUAGCUUAAAAUCCAAGGUAUAUACGAAUUGUGUUUAACUUGAUACUGGGCAUCCAUGUUGUUAUCAAUCGACAGCUAUUAAAAUAAGGUAUCUGCUGACUAGUGUCACAUUACUGUAUCGAGGGCUCAAAUGUACAACUCGGUGAGGUAAAGUUUUCUUUUUAAGUUCUCCGCCUACCAGAUAUGGUAUUCAAGUGAUCGCAGGCUCAGAAAACUUGACUUCAGAAAGACUUUCUCUUAAAAGUUCCCACGAGAGUUUUGCUUUUGGCCUGGGCUAAAUCUAUUUAGUAAAAUCCAACUAGUUGUCGAUUAUCAAUGCUGCGUUCUGGUUGGUUGAGCUACUACUAACUUUAUGUUCCAAAGUGGGAAGAUAGUAUGACUUUUCGAACAACCAACAGAAUUUCCUUACAUUUAACAUAUUCUGCUUGGACUUUAAAGUGUUACCCAAGAUACAACUACGUGCGUGAAAUUGUUUUCUCUGAAUCACUGCAGGUUUUCCUCGCAAAUAAAGACCGUAACACCAUUGUUUACAACAUUUUGAAUCCACCCAUUACAACGCGCUUCAUUCGAAUCAAACCGAUGGAGUGGCGUGGACACAUAUCCAUGAGGAUGGAGAUCUACGGUUGUCCAGGUAUUCAAACUUACAUUGUUCGCUUACUUGCACAGUAAGACUACUUACAAUAGUUUGAAUCCGGUGCUGAUUGCAACACGCUCCAUUCAAACCUAACCGCUGUAGUUAUGCUACCACAUCUCCAUCAGGAUGAAGAUCUACGGCUUUUUAGUCGUUCAAGCUUCAGGCACUGUCCACAUAACUAGAGGAUGGCUGAAAACACAUUUUUAGGUGAUUCGAUCGAAAAACGAUAGUAUCCGGUUACCAUCGGCUACACGAAUUUGCAAAUCCGUUGAAUCCGAGACGAAACUACAGUGUGGAGGGAUUUCUAAAAGAUCCCGUUUCCGGUUAGCGGAUUUGCUAAUUUCGUGUGGAAGGAAGGCCGAUUCGUGUAAAAAAAAUGUGGUUUAAAAAAUAUCCGGGUUCUUGUGAAUGGGGCCGUCCUUACAUGUACGCUAUACUGAUGCGUUCUGACUGAACGAAGCAGCUGUCUGUGGCUGCCACCAGGAGACAUGGCGGUGCGCGUGUUGUUGGAGUGCGUCACUUUCCUUGGGCAUUGAUCUUGCAUCACUACCGGUCCACUAUCUGCUUACCAGAGCCGUAGCUAGCGGGGGGAAAAUAUCCAGGGAAACCUAAUCCGACCAAAUCAAACAAAUCUAGGUUGUACGACACUGCUUGAUAUGGAAAAUAGAACGAUCCCUUAUUCGUGGAUAGCCACCUCGUUAUCACGUGAUAACAAACACAUUGCUUGGGUAACCUACGUGUAUAAACGUUUGUUGAGUAGCCCGGGAGUUUGAGAGAGUGGCUGGAUCUUGCUUAUUUGGGAUUUCUACAGAAAGGGACCAAACCAUGCCUAAUUAGCUAGGGUAUUAAGUUUUUUUGAUGUUUCUGCCUCUAAAACAAAUCUAGGCUGUACGACACCGCUUGGUAUG